Molecule: messenger RNA, 2558 nt
Organism: Cucurbita pepo subsp. pepo (vegetable marrow)
Lineage: Eukaryota; Viridiplantae; Streptophyta; Magnoliopsida; Cucurbitales; Cucurbitaceae
Product: alkaline/neutral invertase A, mitochondrial
Biological process (GO): sucrose catabolic process
Cellular component (GO): mitochondrion
Molecular function (GO): endo-alpha-N-acetylgalactosaminidase activity; sucrose alpha-glucosidase activity
Source: RefSeq, a predicted model, not a curated record
UCCACGAUCUACACAACUUCACCUCCAUUUUUCUCGUUAAUUUCAUCUCUAUAAAACGAGCCGUCCUUCACUUUUCCUCGAACCAUUCGAUUUCUUCCCGAAUUUCAGAUACCAUUCUUCUUCUUCAACCAAUCCCAACUCCCCUUUCAAUUCGAUUCCGUAGUUCGCCGCAGAAAUCGAAGAUAAUCGCCACUGUUAUGCGUAAAGCUCUUGAAUCUUAUUCAUAUUCCACGAUUUGAUUUCUUAUUGUUAUGAACAUGAUUGCUUUGAUUGAUAAUUCGUCGAUGAAGGCUUCUUGUAGGCUUCUAAUUAGCUGUAGAAAUUCUAGGGUUUUUGGAUUCUCACCUGCAAAAGCCCUAAAUACUUCGCCUCAUAAUUCUUGUUUGAACUUUUGCUUCAAAUUUCAUUCUAUUAGGCAAUAUAGUUCUUACCCUUUUCAUUUCUCGAGGUCUCAACGGAUUCUAGAUGGAACCCAGAAUUCUUCUGUGGUUAGCUUAAGUUAUGGCCAAUCUAGGGUAAUUAUGAGGUCUUAUAGCUAUAGUAUACUCCCUAAACCCAAAAGGGGUUUGUCUAUAAUUGCUAGAAUUGCGUCGAAUGUUCGUGAUUUUUCGAGGUCGAUUGAGAAACAUGUGAAUGACAAUAACUUUGAGAAGAUAUAUGUUCAGGGUGGUUUGAAUGUGAAGCCUCUGGUUGUUGAAAAGAUUGAUAAGGAUGAGAAUAUUGUAGGAGAGGAAGAUUCUAGGAUAGAAAUUGUUAGUGAAGAUGUAAAUGAGGAGAACUUAGAGGGUUUGAACAACGCUAAGGUCGUUAGUUCGACAAGAGAGAAGUCUGAUAUUGAGAAAGAGGCUUGGAGGUUGCUACGUGACGUUGUCGUGUCGUAUUGUGGAAGUCCGGUUGGGACCAUGGCUGCAAAUGAUCCGGCCGAUAAGCAACCAUUGAAUUAUGAUCAGGUCUUCAUUCGAGACUUUGUUCCCUCUGCUCUCGCGUUCUUGCUGAAUAAUGAAGGGGAGAUUGUGAAGAACUUUCUCCUUCAUACCUUACAGUUACAGAGCUGGGAGAAAACAGUAGAUUGUUACAGUCCAGGACAGGGCUUGAUGCCUGCAAGCUUCAAAGUCCGAACCGUUCCCCUUGAUGGCGAUAAUUUUGAAGAAGUUUUGGAUCCAGAUUUCGGUGAAUCAGCCAUAGGCCGUGUGGCACCAGUCGAUUCAGGAUUAUGGUGGAUCAUCCUUUUACGGGCGUACGGAAAAAUCACCGGGGACUAUGCUCUACAAGAAAGGGUGGAUGUCCAAACUGGCUUGAAAAUGAUACUUAACCUCUGUCUAACAGAUGGGUUCGACAUGUUCCCUUCGCUGUUGGUCACUGAUGGUUCCUGCAUGAUCGAUCGUCGAAUGGGCAUUCAUGGCCAUCCCCUUGAAAUACAAGCCUUGUUUUAUUCAGCUUUAAGGUGUUCUCGCGAAAUGCUCACCGUGAAUGACGGGUCGAAGAACUUGGUGAGGGCCAUUAACAAUCGACUAAGUGCUCUAUCGUUCCAUAUCAGAGAAUAUUAUUGGGUCGAUAUGAAGAAGAUCAACGAGAUCUAUCGUUAUAAGACCGAAGAAUACUCCAUGGAUGCUACUAACAAAUUCAACAUCUAUCCCGAACAAAUUCCUCAGUGGCUAAUGGACUGGGUACCAGAGGAAGGAGGUUAUUUCAUUGGCAAUCUCCAACCAGCUCAUAUGGAUUUUCGGUUUUUUACACUCGGAAAUCUUUGGUCCAUCGUUUCGUCUUUGGGUACACCGAAACAAAAUGAAGCUAUUCUAAAUCUCAUUGAUGCUAAAUGGAGUGAUCUUGUGGGUCAUAUGCCUCUUAAGAUAUGUUACCCUGCUUUGGAGUACGAGGAAUGGCGCAUAAUCACCGGCAGUGACCCGAAAAACACCCCGUGGUCAUACCAUAAUGGAGGAUCGUGGCCAACACUUCUUUGGCAGUUCACACUCGCAUGCAUCAAGAUGGGCAGACUCGAAAUGGCCAAGAAAGCAGUGGCUGUGGCUGAGAAGAGAAUUGCAGUCGACCGCUGGCCUGAAUAUUACGACACCCGAACAGGAAAGUUCAUCGGAAAGCAAUCCCGACUCUAUCAAACAUGGACAAUUGCUGGUUUCCUGACAUCAAAAAUGCUGGUUGAGAAUCCAGAGCUCGCAUCAUCUUUGUUCUGGGAGGAGGAUUACGAGCUUCUUGAGAUAUGCGUUUGCGCACUUAGCAAGUCGGGUAGGAAGAAAUGCUCUCGCGGUGCUGCUCGGUCACAGAUCCUUGUCUAAGGUAACCUCAUUCUUUCAAGAACGAGAUCGUCUUCGAUUAAUAUACUGUACAGCUAUAGGUUAGAGCAAAUGAUUAUAAGAGUUAGUUCAAAGUUCUAAAGGAUUGCAGAAACUUGAAAGCUUGCCUGUUUUGCAAGCUGAUUCUGUCAGCCAAUCAAUCAUAUAGAUUUAUUUUAGAACUGAGACAACCUGAAUAUUGAUCUGUGGGUUCUCUCUGAACAUCUUCCUGUACAUUAUUUCACAUAAUAUAUUCCCGGUUUGUUGACA